Thecamonas trahens ATCC 50062 is the source of this 932-nucleotide messenger RNA. RefSeq lists its product as uncharacterized. Gene Ontology annotation, biological process: transcription by RNA polymerase I. Lineage: Eukaryota; Apusomonadida; Apusomonadidae. The transcript has a single exon. The coding region runs from base 25 to 915 and encodes 296 amino acids. The record is from RefSeq and is a predicted model, not a curated record.
AGGAGACAGACAGUGACAGAGACCAUGUCCGAGGUUGUGGCCAUGGACGUGGAGAGCAGCGGCAAGGCCAAGGCCAAGGCCAAGAGCAAGGACAAGGCCAAGAGCAAGGACAAGAGCAAGGGCAAGGGGAAGGAGAAGAAGAGCAAGAAGAUGGCUGACAACAAGAAAAAGCCCUCGUCGAGGAAGCGGGCCAGGGAGGAGGCAUCGCCCGCAGCUGGCCAGGCUGCAGGGUCAUCGUCAGCGGGCGAGCCAUCGGCCGCCAAGAAGGCAAAGACUAUCAUGAUGGAAGGUGAUCUCUCCCAUGCUAUGCUGGCUGCCCAGAAUGCUCGUGGCUUGGUUGUCUUUAAGGUCCCUCGUGGAACGCCGGUGGCCGACGUCACCUCGUCGCUGGCUGUCCGUCUUGCUGCUGAUGACAAUGAUGAUGAUGACGGUGCUGCCCGUCUGGUCGAGGUCGAGGCCAAGGGCGGGAGCCUGGUGUGGGAGGAGGCUCCUGCACAGGAUGUCGAGGCUAUGCGCGUGCUUCUUCCAGAGCGCGCCCGCAUGGAUCAGCCCGUCAUGACCAACAAGGUCGUGCAGAUGUUCUCGGCUCGCCGCGAGCACGACAUCCCAGCUCUGCCGCUGGCGUCGGGCUCUAACGACGCCGCCGCCCCAGGCGCCGCUGAUCUGCUUGCCGCAGCCAUGAAGUUCCCCAAGAAGAAGCAGCUCGAAGGCCUCGGCCUCUGCUUUGUUCCGCUCGGCGCAAAGGCCGCCAAUCUCGGCAAGGCUGCCAACAAGUCGGCCGCGCUGCCUGCCACCCCGCAGGCGUCCAAGGCCAAGGCCAAGGACAAGGACAAGACCAAGGACAAGGCCAAGGCCAAGGACAAGACCAAGAAGAAGGACAAGGACAAGAAGAAGAAGAAGUCUAAGAAGAAGUAAAACCCUCCUCCCCAUCA